ACAGCGAGCGUGGGCACAUCGGCGAGGCCUCUGAGCGGCUGCAUCGGCUGCUCCGUGAACACCAGAAGGCCAUGCUAGAGGAGCUGGAGGCCGACACGGCCCGGACACUGACUGACAUCGAACAGAAGAUCCAGCGUUACAGCCUGCAGCUGCAUAAAGUGCAGGAAGGUAGCCAGAUCCUGCAGAAAAGACUGGCGGAAACCGACAGGCACAACUUCCUGGCGGGCAUCGCCUCUCUCUCGGAGAGGCCAAAGGGGAAGAUCCACGAAACGAGUCUCGCCUAUGAGGAUUUCCCCACAUUGAAAUACAUGGGGCCUCAGCAGUACACCAUCUGGAAAUCCCUCUUCCAGGUCAUCCAGCCAGUGGCUGCCACGCUGCCCCUGGACCCGGCCACCGCUCACCAGCGCCUCUCACAGGCAAGCAUAGAGACAGUGGCAUACGCAGACCUCAAGAAGAAAUUAAGGGAACAUUUUGAGCCUAAACUCUCAACCAUCGCCUGGCACCGUGCAUUCAAGCAAUGUGAACAGAGAUCCGGGGAAUCUGCAGCAGAGUUUGUAGCAGCCCUUCUCCAAGCUUCGUGCCAAUGCGAGUUCCCUGAUCUGGAAUACCAUCUCAAAGACAGCCUCAUUUGCAGCCUGUGUAAUAGUGAAUUACAGCAGCACCUAUUCACCAUGAAGAAACUGACUUUCCAAGAUGCAUUGAAGGAAGUCAUGGCGAAUGAGGCUGCCAGAGGGGCCAUGAAGACUCUCCAGCCACCAAAAACACACACCUGCUCCCCAGCAAUCCACCAACCUAAAAUUGAUACGGAACUAGACAAGCUGGUACAGCAGGGAGUGAUCCAACACAUGGACUGUAGCCAGUGGGAGACUCCCAUAGUAACCCCAGUUAAGCCUAACAGGGCCGUUCACAUCUGCGCAGACUACAAGUGCACCAUAAACAAGGCACUACAGCGGCAUGCUUACCCUGUACCAGUAGUAAGCCACAUCGUCGCCUUGCUCCAGGGAGGCUGA
Molecule: messenger RNA, 1010 nt
Organism: Thamnophis sirtalis
Lineage: Eukaryota; Metazoa; Chordata; Lepidosauria; Squamata; Natricidae
Source: RefSeq, a predicted model, not a curated record